UUCUUAGAUCCAAAAUGUACGCAUAAAUGACGCUGUGGAUCGACAAAAAGAUUUAUUACUUUACAAUAGUUAAAAUAUCUUAUCUUAUUAUACAUUUUAUAAGGUUUAAGAUAAAAUUAGAAAUCUAACAAUAAAAAUCAACUUUUACAACAAUAGUUAACUUAACUUACGAAUAGGGGAAUAAACUCCUAUACAACAUGUCGAAGAGGGAUUACAAUGACUACAGAAGAGACGACUAUAGAAAAGUGUUUGACGUUGUCAGGGUCAAGUGUCUACAGAGCAGAGGACAGGAGGGAUGAUGAUGAUGAUUUGAGAUCCAGAGAUCGCUCACCACAUAAACCACACGAUCAACAUGAACUUUCCAGCAGUUCCUUCCAACCACGAUCAGGAAAACAAAAACUUGUAUUUGGUUUUGAUAAGAAAGCUACCAGUAGUGACCCAAAAAAAAGUGGUAUUCAAAUGAAGUUAGGCAGUGGCUCGAAACUUCCAAAAUCAGCACCUGUGCAAAAACCAACAAUAGCAUCUGUUUUUAAUAAUGAUGAUGAUGAUGAACCUGAAGAAAUGCCUGCUGAAGCAAGGAUGAGAAUGAGAAACAUUGGGCGAGAAACACCAACUUCAGCAGGUCCUAAAUCAUUUGGAAAGACAAAACAAGGCUUUUGUGAUUCCAAAAAAAUUUUUGAAAAAACUUUAAAGCAAGCAAUGGACGAAGCAAAUAAAUGAGUUUAUUUUCCUUUUAAAACUAAUUUAAUUAAUUUAGUUAUUAUUUUAAAGGAGUA
This is a messenger RNA of Ceratosolen solmsi marchali, 776 nucleotides long. Its product is annotated as PEST proteolytic signal-containing nuclear protein. Bases 217 to 720 code for a protein of 167 amino acids. Gene Ontology annotation, biological process: proteasome-mediated ubiquitin-dependent protein catabolic process; protein ubiquitination. NCBI's taxonomy places the organism in Eukaryota, Metazoa, Arthropoda, Insecta, Hymenoptera, Agaonidae. The transcript is spliced from 3 exons. Gene Ontology annotation, cellular component: nucleus. The record is from RefSeq and is a predicted model, not a curated record.